CUGCGCACUCCGUGCUGCCCGUUCUGUCGCGUCGGCGGCGUGCCCGCUUCCAACAUGGCGGCGGCGGUGUCCGGCGCGGUCGCCCGGGCGGGCUGGAGGCUCCUGCAGCUGCGGUGCCGCCUGCCCGUGUCCCGCUGCCGAGCAGCCCUGGUGCCACGUGCCUUCCAUGCUUCAGCCAUGCAGCUGAGAUCCACAGAUCAGCAGAAGCAGCAACCUCUGCCCUCCUCUCAGCAACAUUCUGAGACACGGGGUGCUGAAGAACCCAGUCCGGAGUCUUCUCAUUCACCCCCCAGGUACACAGACCAGGGCGGUGAGGAGGAAGAGGGCUACGAGAGCGAGGAGCAGCUGCAACACCGCAUCCUGACGGCAGCCCUGGAGUUCGUGCCUGCCCAUGGGUGGACAGCAGAGGCAAUUGCGGAAGGAGCCAAGUCUCUGGGUCUCUCCACUGCGGCCGCCAGCAUGUUUGGGAAUGAUGGCAGUGAGCUGAUACUGCAUUUUGUGACCCAGUGCAACGCCCGGCUCACCCGUGUGCUGGAAGAGGAGCAGAAGCUGGUUCAGCUGGGCCAGGCAGAGAAGAAGAAGACAGACCAGUUCCUGAAGGAUGCUGUAGAAACCAGACUGAGAAUGCUGAUCCCAUACAUUGAGCAUUGGCCCCGGGCCCUCAGCAUCCUCAUGCUCCCUCACAACAUCCCGUCCGGCCUGAGCCUGCUCACCAGCAUGGUGGACGACAUGUGGCAUUACGCUGGGGACCAGUCCACAGAUUUUAACUGGUACACCCGCCGUGCAGUGCUGGCCGGCAUCUACAACACGACAGAGCUGGUGAUGAUGCAGGACUCCUCCCCAGACUUUGAGGACACUUGGCGCUUCCUGGAAAACCGGAUUAACGAUGCAAUGAACAUGGGCCACACUGCCAAGCAGGUGAAGUCCACCGGAGAGGCACUGGUGCAAGGACUCAUGGGUGCGGCGGUGACGCUCAAGAACUUAACAGGCCUAAACCAGCGUCGGUGAGCAAGAAGGGACGUAAGCUAGAGUGCCCAGAAGAAAACCCGUGGAUAUAUUUAAGGGGCUUUGAAAUGUAUGAGGUGCCGUCCACGGAACAGGGCGUUAAUGAGAACACACAGAAGGAUCUAUCAUACUACCACAGCCUCCUGCAAACCAGGGCACUGGAGGAUACAGUCAGAGCCUGGGGUUGGGACACUUCAGUUCAUAAUACCAGGCCAGGCCUCCCGAUGCCUUUCAGCACCUCAGCCGUGUGAUUGGAAAAUGCAACACUCAAGCACCCUGACCACAGAAACCCAGCACGUUCCUGUCGUGGCCUCUCAGGCAGCUUGAUCGUGUCUUAACCUCCCCAGAAGUGCUCUCUGGGGCUCCAAGUUGGAAUCAGGGUCUGAAGUCACCCCAGGUGGCAGCUCCUCUACAGAACAGCACAGACCUGUACACCCAGAGGGUUCUGUGCUGCCUUUCCUUUCUCUGGCAUCCUGAGAUGCUGCACCUGGGAACCCCCUCAGCAAGCUGCCUCACCUGAGACAGGUGCCUGCUGCACAGUGUGCUCAACCUGGUCAGAGGUGUGAUCCUUGGCCCCUUGUUGAGUUACACUAGCACAUGUUGCAGGAUUAUUAGUGAACUUAGAGUCUGUAAAAAUUAUAAUAAAUACGUUUGAAGCAA
Molecule: messenger RNA, 1665 nt
Organism: Phacochoerus africanus (Common warthog)
Lineage: Eukaryota; Metazoa; Chordata; Mammalia; Artiodactyla; Suidae
Gene: COQ9
Product: coenzyme Q9
Exons: 9
Coding region: 55-1008 (317 amino acids)
Biological process (GO): ubiquinone biosynthetic process
Cellular component (GO): mitochondrial inner membrane
Molecular function (GO): lipid binding
Source: RefSeq, a predicted model, not a curated record